Beta vulgaris subsp. vulgaris (sugar beet) is the source of this 1699-nucleotide messenger RNA. RefSeq lists its product as hypothetical. The transcript has a single exon. NCBI's taxonomy places the organism in Eukaryota, Viridiplantae, Streptophyta, Magnoliopsida, Caryophyllales, Amaranthaceae. Bases 343 to 1419 code for a protein of 358 amino acids. The record is from RefSeq and is a predicted model, not a curated record.
GUAGUAUGUCAGUCUCUAGUUGUUGGCCUAUCCAUUCUUCCUAAACCACCAUUUUCCAAACACCCUUCUAAACUACCACCCAACUAUUUAGAGAGAGAAAAUAUUGCCAUCAUUAGCAUAUCAUUAUUAUUAAAGGCCUUUGCUUAAUUCUUCAUCUUACUUCCUUACACACCCAAAAACAAACAGAGAAAAAUAGAAACAGGGGACACCCCCUUUAUUUUUUUCCCUUCCAAUUCAUUAGGGAAAUACCCUCAUUUUGAAGCUACAUCAACAUCAUUUUUGCUUCAUUUUCACAUCACUUUCUUAGUGUAACUACUUAUUAUAAAUCAUCUCCCUCAAAAUAUGGAAGAAAAUCCAGCAAUUUCAAUGGCAAAAGCAGCAAAAAUCAUAAGAAGAUCAAUCUAUACAUUUCUUCAACACUACCAUUUUUUCACCUCAAUAGCUUCUUUGAUUGUUCUUCCUUUCGCAAUCUCAAUUCUCAUCACUCAAGCAACUGUCCCUCGAUCAUUAGUUUUCUUCCCUACCAUCUAUGGCCGCCUCCACUCGAUCUUCCAUGCUGCAGGCUUCCCUCCUUCCUCCGAUUUAUUCGCACUCGUAAGCCUUAAACUCUCUCAAACCAUCUCCACUUCCAUCAUCACCCUUCCUUUUACCAUCUCCUUCUUUCUCCUAGCAAAAGCCUCAAUCAUACAUUUCUUCACCAAUAUUAUAACUCAACAUCCAACAUCAAAUUAUUACUCACUUUCACCUCCUUCUUCCUCUUUUACCACCCUUUACAACCCCAUUCUAUCGACACAUCUUUGCAACUGUUUCAUCAUCUUUGCAGCCAACGCUACAUGUUUCUCUCUUCUUUUCUUCGCCUUCAACUUCCUUGAAGGUUUCCACCUUAACACCCCCAUUUGGGUGCUUACUUUCUCAGUUUUUGCCGCGGUCUUUUACUCCAUUGUUCUUGCUAACACUUUUGUUGUAUGUAACUUAGCAUUGAUCUCUUCAGGUAUUGAAAGAAGGGGUGGUUUUUUGUCUAUACUUAAAGCAUGUGUCUUAAUAAGAGGUAAUACCUCCACUGCUUUGGCCUUAGCUGUGCCAAUUAAUCUUGGCCUUGCUGCAGUCGAGGCCUUGUUUCAUUUCAGAAUUGUGGCUGCUUCACAACACGCUCAUCGUUUCGAUACCACCAACUCCUUGUGGCUUGUAGCACUCGAAGGCGUCCUCAUUGCUUACAUUUACUCCGUCUUAUUAGUUCUUGAUGUCAUUAUCAGUUGUAUGUUCUACCAAAGUUGUCAAAAUGAUCAAGCUUUUAUUCAUCAAAUUACACAAGGCUAUCCUGCAAAUGAUCAAGAUGCUUAUGUAAUGGAGGUUGAUGAGGAAUUUCGUUGCUAUGAUUAUGAUGUUGAGAAAUUGAAAGGGUUAGAAGAAUUUGUAUGAGUUUUAUUUCAUUAAAAAAGGAAGGUAUGAAUUAAGGGUAGAUUUUUUUUUUCCUUCUUUUAAUGUAUUGUUCUUCAGUUGGAAAAGGAGCAUUUUGUACAGAAAUUAAAGGGGGAAAAAAGAUAGAUUAUAAACCAAAAGAUGUUGCAAAUUGAAGAUGGGAAAAUCAUCAAAUUUAGUGGGAUUGAUUUUCAUGGUUCAAUACAAAUUUGUACACCCAAUUAAGAAAAAUUCAUUGUUUGCAAUUAAAUUAAGGAUUUAAUUAUGUUUUUCUAUAGAA